Messenger RNA from Ostrea edulis (European flat oyster), 558 nucleotides. Its product is annotated as metallothionein. Gene Ontology annotation, molecular function: metal ion binding. Bases 153 to 377 code for a protein of 74 amino acids. The transcript is spliced from 4 exons. The record is from RefSeq and is a predicted model, not a curated record. Lineage: Eukaryota; Metazoa; Mollusca; Bivalvia; Ostreida; Ostreidae.
ACGAAACUGUAUACGUUCAAUACUUUGCACCCGAAACUGAAUAUUUUGUAUAUCGUGUGCAUACGUUCUAUAUAAUUAUACAUUAUUCAUCCCGCCUUGUCUGAACGAGGAAUUGUAUAUUUUCUCUGAACGAAGAUUCACCUGAAUUAAAAAUGCCUGACCCAUGUAACUGCAAGACAACGGGAAAUUGUCUGUGUUCAGACACCUGUCCUUCCACUGGGUGUAAUUGUGGUUCUGGGUGUAAAUGUGGAGCCGGCUGUAAAUGUCCCGGAUGUCAGAUUGUUUGUAAAUGCAACGGUACCUGCGCAUGCGGAGUAGGGUGUACUGGACCUGACACUUGCAAAUGUGCUGCUGAUUCGGGAUGUAGCUGCAAAUAGUGAAUUAAUGGUCGCCUGAAAAGUCAUCAUUCAUUUGUAAAUAGUGUACAUAACAAUCAACGCACAUUCUUCACGAUCAAAAUGUGUUUUGUUUUUAUUUUAGUGAGGUUGUUAGAGUGCAUUGGUUUCAUUGUUUCAACUUUACACUCUGAUUUUUCAUGAAUAAAGCAAUUUAAGUAUC